Molecule: messenger RNA, 1236 nt
Organism: Pungitius pungitius (ninespine stickleback)
Lineage: Eukaryota; Metazoa; Chordata; Actinopteri; Perciformes; Gasterosteidae
Gene: cebpa
Product: CCAAT enhancer binding protein alpha
Exons: 1
Coding region: 194-1030 (278 amino acids)
Biological process (GO): DNA-templated transcription; regulation of transcription by RNA polymerase II
Molecular function (GO): RNA polymerase II cis-regulatory region sequence-specific DNA binding; DNA-binding transcription factor activity, RNA polymerase II-specific
Source: RefSeq, a predicted model, not a curated record
UGACAGCCCUCCGGUCACAGCAGCAGGUCCCGCAGGAAGCCGAUCCACUUCGAUCCGGAUCAGAAGUAAAAGUGGUUCUUUUCCUCGGUGCGCGUGCCCGGCAGACCUCGGAGCCCCCUUGCGCGCAUUUAGACUUUGUCCAAAGCCGGUUCCACGGAGCUCGUCUCCAUGCACGCCCGGCUCUAGAUUCUCCAUGGAGCUCUCCAACCUGUACGAGGUGGCGCCCCGGCCCCCCAUGAGCGGCUUGCCGCACGGCUACAGGGACCCGUCGGACCCGGGCGGCGACAUCGGGGAUAGCGAGACCUCCAUCGACCUCAGCGCGUACAUCGACCCGUCGGCCUUUAACGACGACUUCCUGGCCGAUCUGUUCCACCACAGCUCCCGGCAGGACAAGCUGCGGACCGGGGAGUACGAGUCGGGUCCGUGCGGGCCCCCGCAGCCCUACAUGCCCCACUACAUGGAGUCCAAACUGGAGCCGCUCUACGAGCACAACCCGCCGCGCAUCCGACCCGUGGCCAUCAAGCAGGAGCCGCGGGACGACGAGGACGUGAACGCGGGUCUGCCCCCCACUUACCACCACCCACACGCGCAUUCCCAGCAGCCCCUCCAGUACCAGAUCGCGCACUGCGCGCAGACCACCAUGCACCUUCAGCCGGGACACCCGACCCCCCCGCCGACUCCAGUGCCCAGUCCGCACCACCACCACCAGCAGCACCACCACCCGCAGCACCUCCCGCAGCAGGGCGGCCUGAAGCUGCUGGAGCAUCACCGAGGGGGGGGCGGGAAGUCCAAGAAGAACGUGGACAAGGGCAGCCCGGAGUACCGGCUGCGGCGCGAGCGCAACAACGUGGCCGUGCGCAAGAGCCGGGACAAGGCCAAGAUGCGCAACAUGGAGACGCAACACAAGGUGGUGGAGCUGAGCUCCGACAACGACAGACUGAGGCGGCGGGUGGAGCACCUGACCCGCGAGCUGGACACGUUACGGGGGAUCUUCCGACAGCUGCCGGACGGUUCCUUCAAAGCCAGCUGAGGGACUACUGCGCGGCCCCGGGCCCGGUACCCGGGACCCGGGACCGGACCUGUGCCGGUGCACUGCUGGAUUUACACUCUCUGAUGUGUCCUCGUGCGUGACAGGAGACCGAGGCAGCUGGUGUUCGUUGCACGAGACAAACGUAUGUGGAACGUCACACGAGUCCCCAAAAUACCCGGAACAUUUUCUUCUGAACAAAAGAGAGA